Molecule: messenger RNA, 2519 nt
Organism: Punctularia strigosozonata HHB-11173 SS5
Lineage: Eukaryota; Fungi; Basidiomycota; Agaricomycetes; Corticiales; Punctulariaceae
Exons: 25
Coding region: 1-2430 (809 amino acids)
Source: RefSeq, a predicted model, not a curated record
AUGUCGGAGGAGGCGCAGGCACAGAUGCGCCCGUUACUACUACCAGACGAAAUCGACAAGACUGAAGUAUACCCAUUUGUACAUAUGAUCAAGGCCGACGUUACGCAUUUCAUAGAUACAUCAUUGACUUACGACGCGCUCACUGCACCGGAUCUCACCUAUACCCUUGUACGGCCCCUAGAAGACAAGUACAACGCCAUUCAACGGGAAGGCAAUAUGUCUAUCGUGUUCUGCUUCCUCCUGAAUCGCGUACACUUUCUUCGGGACCAAAAUUUGACUACGUCGGGCAUCUCGCGCACACGGGCGGCUCUAUGCGAGAUUCUAGCCAUGCGUACCUUGCGCGCCAACGCGGAGAGUACGCUGCAGCUGGCGCUGGCGCUGACAACCAGUUGGCCUGUCUACAACGGGGCGGAUCCGAGGGUUAUCCAACAAGCGCGGGAAGAACGGGACGAUGAUUUGGAUGACAGAGUGGGCAACGCGAUCGAGAUGGCAAUCAUCAGCAAAGCCAAGAGGUUCAUCAAGAGCUCUGCAUGCCAAAAAGUGAUAAACGGCAUAUGGAGUGGAAAGUGUGUAUACCAAGCGGAAAGCAGUCAUACCAUACUGUCCGAUACUUACAAACGCACGCCAAUCCAUUUCUACGACCCACACAAAGCUCCUUUGCUGGAUCACUACCGACUCAAGGUUCCUGCUGUUCGCUCCGUCCUCGAAUAUAUGAAUUUCGUCGUGCUGUUCAUACUCUUCGUCGUCGCACUCGAGUUCAGCGAACGCAAGACGAUCAAUACACCGGAGAUUGUGUUCAUGGUAUAUGCUCUUGGUUUUGCCCUCGAGAAGGUCGCGGCAUUGCAAGAGCAUGGGAUGAAAGUUUAUGUUACUGGGACCUGGAAUGGCUUUGACUUGGCGUUCGUGACGAUCUAUUGCACCUACGCCUCCCUGCGUCUGUAUGGUGUGGUUCAUGACAGCAAGUGGGCCCGCCGGGCUGGCAUGGACUGUCUUGCCAUGAUAGCUCCUUUGAUGUUUCCUCGACUGGCGUUUGUAACACUCAGGAAUAACCUCAUGGUUCUCUCGUUGCGAGCUAUGCUCGUUCAGUUCACGGCGCUGAUGUUCAUUGCCGCGUUCUGCUUUGGGGGCUUCCUAUACGCCUUAUGGACGUUGAGCCGUGACAGCGCUGGCUACUCUGGAGGGCAAAUUGCGUGGUGGAUGCUUGAUCUUUGGUUCGGGCUUGACGCAAGCGGCUUCGAGCUCGCUUUCAAGUUCCAUCCUUUCUUCGGUCCAGUACUAAUGGUGACGUACGCCUGCCUAAGCAAUACCUUACUACUCACGGUGUUGGUCUCGAUUCUUUCGCAUACAUUCUCCACCAUCAGCGAAGAUGCUCUUGCUGAGGCUAUGUUCCGAAAGGCUGUCGCAACGAUCGAGGGUGUUAAAGCUGACCCGCUUUUCUCCUAUCAGCCUCCCAUCAAUCUGGUGGCGUUGCUAAUCAUGUUGCCAGCAAGCUACAUCCUGUCCCCGAGAUGGUUCCACAAGCUGAACGUUUUCAUGAUCAGGAUUACAAACUUCCCGAUCCUUCUCACUGUUGCCUGGUACGAGAGACAAGCGAAGAAUACAGGUUCAACUGGCUUCUACGAGACGGUGGCUGCUACAGUGGAAAAGAUAUAUGAUACACUUCCAAGACAAAUCCGUCGCCUGACAUUCUUUGAGGGGUUAGCAGGCUCCGGGGGUGAUAUUGACGCGGUAUUCGAUAUUGAGGAGGAUAUGAACAGCGCUUUAUCGGAGACAGAGGAGUUAAGCGGCUUCCUGCCGUCGACCAGCAUUAGCACGGCCAGGAAACAGUCCAGUUCGUCCCAGAAACGUCAAUCUAUCUCCGAAAACCCGGCCGCGCCUCGUUCCGAGGCUAGUCCUGGAAAUCGGAAAGAGGAUCUGCCAGGACCAUCCACUCCUGCCCCCCGGCCUCGUCUCAUGUCUAUCAGUCGAGUCAUGGCUGACACCACGGGUCAAAUGCCCAGUCCUCUCGCGCAGAUUUAUCAGCCUCUCCCGGUCGAUGACAGCAUACUAGAGGAUGAAAGUGGUCCUCCACCGGUCGUUGGGUCUCCAGCAUUGAGCUUCGGUCCUGUUACGAGACGGCGACGAUUGUCAUCUCGUGUGCAGCCCCGGCUUCCAAGUGACGGAAGAGGAGGGCUCGGAGUGCACGUCCGGAAGACUUCGACGGGCUCUUCUCCCGGCAUGCGCCAUCGACCUCUCGCGGAAGAUACACAAACCGUAUCGCAGAGUCCAGAUCAAAUGCCGUGGCCCGAAACCGCGGGACAAGUUGAGGAGGAAGAGGGUGAACGUGGUAACGGCUCCUUGCCGUGGAUCAGACGGCUGGAAAACAUUGAGAAACGACAGGAGAGAAUCGAAGAGUUACUGCUGCAGCUCACUCGCCGUAAAGAUUUGUGACGGCACGGCCUCCAGCCAGGAAGAGGUCAGAACUGGCUCGGUAGUGCAACGGCAUGUACAUCAGUAGUCAUCGUACACUAGGCUAGGUU